Messenger RNA from Danio rerio (zebrafish), 2734 nucleotides. It is a transcript of the gene arl8a, whose product is annotated as ARF like GTPase 8A. Gene Ontology annotation, biological process: protein transport. The record is from RefSeq and is marked validated. Gene Ontology annotation, cellular component: late endosome membrane; lysosomal membrane; axon cytoplasm. Lineage: Eukaryota; Metazoa; Chordata; Actinopteri; Cypriniformes; Danionidae. Gene Ontology annotation, molecular function: GTPase activity; GTP binding.
GCUGUGCGUGGAUGUGAAACCCCACCCAAUGAGGAAGGACGAGCCGUGAGAGCAGCAGCAGCAGGAGCCCGCAGACCCGAGCCGACCGACCGCACCAUGAUCGCGCUAUUCAACAAGCUGCUGGACUGGUUCAAGGCGCUCUUCUGGAAAGAGGAGAUGGAGCUGACGCUGGUCGGCCUGCAGUACUCCGGGAAAACCACCUUCGUCAACGUGAUCGCGUCUGGUCAGUUCAGUGAGGACAUGAUCCCCACCGUCGGCUUCAACAUGCGCAAGAUCACCAAAGGAAACGUCACCAUCAAGUUGUGGGAUAUCGGUGGUCAGCCGCGCUUCAGGAGUAUGUGGGAGCGUUACUGUCGUGGCGUCAGCGCUAUAGUGUACAUGGUGGACGCAGCAGAUCCAGAGAAGAUCGAGGCAUCGAAGAACGAGCUGCACAACCUGCUGGACAAACCACAGCUACAGGGCAUCCCGGUGCUGGUCCUCGGCAACAAAAGAGAUCUUCCCGGAGCUCUAGAUGAGAAAGAGCUCAUUGAGAGAAUGAAUCUGUCGGCCAUCCAGGACAGAGAGAUCUGCUGUUACUCUAUCUCCUGUAAAGAGAAGGACAACAUCGACAUCACACUACAGUGGCUGAUCCAGCACUCGCGGACCCGGCGGAGCUGAGGGCGAGGCGUCUGAUUGGAGGAGCUGCGUCAUGUGAUCAGCUGUAUUCCAUUAUAAACAAACGAGCAUCCGCCCCUCCCCCUCUGUUCUGAUAAACUAAUCAACAUCAUGUCCAUCGUUUGAUUUUUCAGUUUUUACUUGAAUGUGCUUUUUUACGGUUCGUCAUGACGUGUUUGGUCUCCUCGCGUGCGGCGUUCUGCAUGUUUGGGAACGAACCAGCGCUCGGCAGUACGUUCGCGCCAACCUUGUUGUUUUAAUGUUAUUCCAGCGUUCCCAGAACAUUCCCAGAGAAUCUGCUGAUUGUACGCAUUUAACGAGAUGGUGAAUCUUAGCAUCGUUAGCUUAUGUGUGCGAUCUGGCGAUUAUAACAUCACACUGUUAGCCAAGGUCACAUGGUGUGCGUAAAAUCUUGUAGCAUAACAAAAUCUGUCGUUUUAUCGGAAAGCACACGAAUCAGUCCGAAUGAAGGUUUUAUAUGUUUUCUUUGUGUCGCCGUUGCGUGCAGAACAACAUCAGUGUUUAGACGAUUCUUUGAUCCCCGAUUGUUCGUGAAACCAUAUCAGACGGCAAACGCUGAUCUGUUUCUGUUCGUUGCGCUAAUAAAACCGAAUAUCGUGCGAAUCUCUUGGUUCCGAACGCUGUUCAUAUCGGGGAGAAAUGAAGAUCUUGCCAUUGUUUUUUCCGCUUUAAUUUUGUUUACAGCUUGUUUCGUUUUUGUCGCACAUGUGGACGUUUUUGGCCUAAAUCAUAACGAUUUAUAAACACGUCAGUAGUUUAUACAUAUGUAAAUUGACAUAUUUUUUCAUUCUUUAUUUGUUUUUGGCAUGUUUUUACUCAUGUUUUUCAGUGUUUUUCAACUGGAUUAUGUAAAUAGCAACUUAAACCAAAUGAGAUCUCCCCUCUGAGCAUUACAGUGUUUGUCUUAUUGUGAUUAGCAUCCUACGAUAAUAAUAAUUAUAAUAAUAAUAACAAUAAUGAUAUUGAAGAAGACUCCACUCAUAUUCACAGCAAUCUGAAUGAGCGGAUUGUGUGUGUGAGCGAUUGUGUAUGUGCGCGCGAAUGCCGUGAUGUAGACUUGAAUAAUAUUUACGUUAUAAAUGCCGCAGGUUUUUUCUGUUGAUUUUGCGCAACUGCUAAUCAUUUUGUAUUCAUCUGCACUAAUAAUUUGAUUUUCUGCGUACCAUGAGUUCAUAAUCUAGAUGAGUUAGAACACACAAGACGACAAAUCGGCAUGGCUAAGCUUAAAAGUGGAUGUAGCAAAUUCAUGUUACGACCCACGUUACAAUGGUAGUUAUUUUUAUUAAAACUGCUAACAUUUUAGCAUUAUUGUCGUUGAAAAGCGACAACAUAGGCAUUUACGAAGUCAACGAAAUUGAUGUAAAACAAAAUUCGAAGUUAGCCAAGUGAAGUUUGUAAUUCGUUACAAAUUCGUUAUCAUCAUAAAUUGCUUUAAAUGUAAUAAAAUUUAUAAAUUUGUUGAUUUAUAACAAUGUAAUUAAUUAAGUCAUAUUCAUGGCAUGCAACUUUGUUACAUUGUUAGUUUCUAAGUGCCCUUUAUGUCAUAAAAUGAUACAUUUUUAAAUUAUAGUUGGCCGACUGUCAUUUUGUCGUGUUGCGCAAGUCGAUUUGACACUAAUUGCAGAACACUAGAUUUUCUGCUCUCAUUCAUCGUGACUUAAGCUCAUCUGGCCUCUCGUGACAUCAGUAUGUGUUUAUUUGAAUAUUUUUGUGUGUACUUAAAUGUGGCCAAAAGUUUUUUUGUUUUGAUAUGUUGGGAUUCCACACUGGUUUCCCGUUGCAUGGCUCAUUAUGGGAUGGAGCAGGUUGCCAUAGUUACUGUAUAAUCAGAGUGUGAUUGGACUGAGCUCAAUGACGUUUUUUUUUGCUCCUGUUUAUAUAUGGACCCCACAGUACCUUUUUAAAGCAGUCACAUAACUACAGUUUCUGUACAAGACUCGAUCACUUGAGUUUUACAUUCGGGAUCUUUCUAUUCUCUCGUACUCGCGGUGAUAACUGUACAUGUUGUUCUUGUUAUUUACAGAUUAUUUAAAAAUGAAAUUAAAUGAUUUCCCUCUCA